CUGGUACCGUUAUGUCGACGAUUGUCUCGUCUUUAUCCUAGGGAAUUCCGACACAGCUGUCAAACAGCAUUCCGAAAACAGCUGUGUUUUCUUCUGUCAAAAAUUAAUCAACUUCAUCCAAACAUCAAAUUCACUAUGGAACUAGAGUCUUCUAAUGCCAUCAAUUUUUUAGAUCUGUCCAUUACCAGACUUAAUAAUCAAUUCAACUUUGGUAUUUAUCGCAAGCCUACACAAACAGAUCAUGUCAUUCACGCAUCCUCCAAUCAUCCUCUCUCCCAUAAAUAUUCAGCUUUUAGAAGUUUCAUACAUAGACUAUACACUAUUCCUUUAUCAACUCAUGAAUUCAACAAAGAACUCAAUAUAAUUAAACAAAUAGUUGUAAACAAUGACUACAGUCCUGACAUCAUUGAUAAACUUAUCCGUAAGAGAGAGUCCAAUCUCCUCCGGCAAUCGGCUUACAAUUCUAACCCAACCAUCCCUCCUUUAUAUAGAUCAUUACCAUUCCAUAACUCAUCAAUUUCUGAAAAGAUUAAACAUAUACUUAAUAGCUCUGACAAUAUUAAUAUUUCAUUUAAAGUACAUAACACUCUUGGUAAAAUCCUAUCCAACACCAAAGACUCCAUCCACUAUAUGAAUCGCAGUGGUGUUUAUAAAUUGUCAUGUUCUGACUGUGAUGCUACAUACGUGGGCAGAACUUUUAGGUCUCUUACAGUUCGAACUUCUGAACACUCCAAACUUGACAAUACUUCUGCUUUUUCCCAUCAUCUUAAAGUCAAUAAACAUCAUCUCAAGGUUCCAGAAGGGGUUUCUUUGAUCCACAACAUUCAAGAUAAAAAUACACUCAGGUUAGAUUUGUAUGAGGAUUUGGAGAUUAUCAAGGACAUACGUACUAGCCCCAAUUGUGUUAAUCGUCAAACUUCAUUAAACCGUGACUUUACUCCUAUACACCGUCAAUUAUUUCCAUAGUUUAGAAUUAACCUUUUACACUUAAUUCAUAUUUUUCUAAAUACAUCUAUUUUAUUUCCACAGGGUCCAUGCUUCACAUGAUAUUUCUCUUCAUUUUUAUUUUAAGACAUUCUUAUUUUUCAGCUUGAUAACUCCGAAUCCACAUCUUUACCUAACUACAUGUUACUUAAUAUACAUUUCACAAACCCUCCAUCCAUUUACAAUAUUUUUCUGAACUAUUUACCUUUUAUUCUUAUACACAGGUUUUUUGGUUGUGGUUCGGUUGCUGGUGGUUAUUGGACACCUCUAAUAUACAAUCCUUCAGUUCAUCUAAGUUAAAUUGUUGAUAUUAGUGUUUGUGAUCAUUGGACUGGCAGAUAUGUGUGUGCCUUUACAGGUCUCUUAUCCUUUGUGGAGGUAGGUUUAGGCAUGUUUGUCUCUUGUCAGUUUGUUGACCACAAACAUUUUCAUUUUGCUUUCUAUUAGCUUUGUUAUAUUCAACAAGCAAGACCUUCCUCUACUUUUUACUAUACAUUUAUCACACCAUUACCUACAAUGUUAAUCUGAGAACUAUUUUGCCAAUUUGUCAUGAUUAUUAUGUGAUCAUUGAGCUGACGGAUAUGUGUGUGCCUUUGCGUGUCUCCUAUCCUUUGUGGAGGUAGGCUUAGGUUUUCAUGUCUCUGUUGGUCCAGUAACCACAUAAAAUGUUCAUUUUCUUUUUAACUUUAAUUUAAUUUCUUUACCUAAUUUUAUUUUCAAUCUCUCUUCAAGUUAGACAACCAUUAAUUCAAGGCCUACAAUUUUUGUUUUAUUUUAUAAUGCAUCAUUUCUAGCUUAUUUUCACCCUCGUUUUAUUCCCUCUAUAUUUUUAUUUUUAAUUUUAAUUUUAUUUUCACAUAAUUUUCAAACAAUAAUUUGGCAUCAUAUCAUUAUUUACUUCACACCAUAUUAACUUUCACUUAUCGUUUUCGUAUUUACAGUUCACAGUACUUUCUCUUAAAUAAUACAUCCAUUUAGUACUUUAAUCUCAAUUCCGUUAAACCAUAGUAUUUUACUUAGUUGUGUUUUAUUCACCCUAUUACAUCUACUUGAAAUUAGACAACCAGUUAUACUGUUACAUUAUGACUAUCAACUAUAUUACAUUUCAUUAUUGGGACCGUGCAAGUUCGGCAAAGCGACCCCUAUUUCUACGCUCUAUACUAAAAUUCGCACUUUUAAUUAGAUUGGCCAAUUAUAUUAGUCCUGGUUACUGGAUAAUUGUCAAGGCCAUAGUCCAAAAAAAUAAUAAGAAGAAAAAAUAAGAUUCAGGUUAUGUUAUGAAAACGUCAACAAUUGUAUGUAGUAAAUAAAAUUAGUUAUUAAAAUGCAGUACUGCAAGCAAAAUAAAAUUAAUUAAAUUUACCUUUAUAUAAUAAUUGCAUAUCAUAUCAAUAUUGUGUAGCAAUAUAUAAUUUUUUUGCUUCAUUGACAGAAGGUAUGAAAUAUACGUCAAUUUGACAAUUUCAAUUGACAAUAUGAAUUAUUUAGGAUAGUUGCAAUAUUUCUCCGCGACUCGCGCAGGGUCGUUUCUCGUUUCCCCUUCCACGUACUUGCACACCGCGAAUAGCCAAAUUCCAGAUUUAUUCACUAAUUCUUUUACCUUAUAAUUAUUAUCUAAUAAUUUUCUUUUUAUUUUAUUUUUAUUUUUCUUCAGUUUAUUUUUCUUUUUGUUCUUCUUUUUACCAAGUGACGUCAUUACCUGUUGGCAAAAUUUUCGCUUUCACCGCCAUGAAAUUUUCAUAAAUAAUUUCAUGUGACUAUUAAUUUAAAUUGUUUAUUCUUACUCAUUUAUUUAAUAUCUAAUUAAAUUCAUUCAGUUAAGUAAAAAUAUUUUUUAUAUUUUUUGCAUUUCUAAAAUACAAUAUAACUACAUACACAUAAAAUUCCCUAGAAGGUCUUGUCAAUAUCCGUUCAAUGUCAUAUUUUAGUCUGUCAGUUUGAGGCCAAGAUGAAGACCACUUUGUAAUACCGUUGCAAUUUAAUUUCUUGUGACAUCGACUUAUUGUCGACAUUUUUGUAGCCUAAAUGGCAUAAUUAUUAUUACAUUAAGGUCUUUUGACCUAAAUAUGUAGCUAGUUCCAACUACUUUGGAUCUGAAGUUUCUACCACCUGAUGAUGGACUGAUUGGUCCGAAAACGUUUGUGAUUUUAUCCAUCUUGGAUCAUUUUUAGAAAAAAUUUUUUAAUAAAUUAUAUACCACCUACCUACAUGUGAGGUUUUUACUUCAUUAGUAAGUUUUUACAGACGAGUCUAAUUAUUGCCUUGACGAAAAGUCGAACGAGUCUAAGCUCUGAUCGACGCUUAAGAGUUUUUCGUCGACCAGGUGAGCGGUACGCACAGUGCAACAUAAGAGAAACGAGAUUGUUUAGUGGAGUGGAAUUUCCUUGACAGCAAGGACUGAUUUGGUGUCUUUAUGUGUAGGCUCUUUAAAUAGCAAAAGGUUACAUUACAGAAAUUGUUUCUUUGGACACGUUGUUCCUUUCAUACCCUAUUGGGACCGUGCAAGUUCAGAAAAGCGACACUUGGUUUCAUAGCUCAGCAACAUUUUUCGCACUUUUAAUUAUAUUAGCCAAUCAUAUUGGUCCUGGUUGCUGGAUAAUUGUCAAGGCUAUAGCCCAAAAAAAUUAUAAGAAGAAAAAGUAAUAUUGAGGUUAUGUUAUUAAAAGGUAAACAAUUGUAUGUAGUAAAUAAAAUGAAUUAUUAAAAUGCAGUACUGCAAGCAAAAUACAAUUAAUUAAAUUUAUUUUUAUAUAUUUAUUAUAUUAUAAUAAUUGCAUAUCAUAUCAAUAUUGGGGAGCAACAUAUAAUUUUUCUUCUUCAAUGGCAGUAGGUAUGAAAUAUACGUCGAUUUGACAAUUUCAAUUGACAAUAUGAUUUAUUUAAGAAAGUUGCAAGAUUUCUCCGCUAUUCACGUACGAUCGUUUCUCAUAUCCCCUCCAAGUACUUGCACACGGCAAAUAUAGGAAAUAAUUUCAUCUAAUGCACGAUAAGAAAGGCGUCACGUAUCGCGUGUCGUUACUGGAUAUUUAAGUGCUGUACGUAUUCAGAAAUUGAAUGGGCCCCCUCGCAGUCCAGAGAUGAAUCCAUUGAACACUUGAAGCCCCUUUCUGCGUCUGUGCAAGAUAUAGAAACUAUGGUUAUUGAUAUCGGAAACUCACGACAAAAAUCAAAUAUCUCGCCUAAUAUAAUAUAUUAAGCGAGAUAUUUAUAAACUUUAUUCAUCAUACUGAUAAACCAAUGUUUUCCUAAAUUACUUAAAAAACCGGAACUUUCAGAUCGAGAAGUCCGCAUCUACAGUGCUCAACAUUAUCAGUGCGUAAACUUCUUGCCAUCAUAUUAUUCCAGCAUUUUUCAAAGUCAUCUCUCUCUUUUUGUUAAUAACGUCUUUAAAUUCGCUAAUUUUUUUACACAGAAACUAAUCUCGUUUAUAUUGCGUUGCAAUACAUUAAAUAAAUUAUCUGAGAAUGUAAAUAUUUCUGAAAAAAGCAAAGUUAAAAAAACUCCAAAAAUCCUCUCGAGCUAUUUAUGGUUUCUGUAUCCUACUUUUCACAUUUUCGCCAUUCUUCAAAACCCGAAUACAUAUAUAUUUAUAAUAUAAUUAUAUAAAUAUUUAGUAUUUAUAAUAUAAAUAAUUCUAUAUAUAGUGUAGGAAACAGAGGUUGAACCUUGCAAAAUGGACACUAGUCCGGUUUUAUUUUUUUUUUCUGUUAUAUCAAGGGGUGCUUAUUAUAAGACUAACUUUUUCUGAAAAAAUUUAGCCCCGGAACCCCCAUUUUCACCCCUUUAAAGGGGGUAAUUUGUGGUUUUUGCGGAACGUAGCCCUUCCUGUACCUUUUACAAAAAAAUUUUUUUAUAGAAAUAUGAAGAGGACUAUAUUUUCUACUAUUUAUUUCCCGACAGCAUACGUCUAUCAUCCACCGUUUAGCAGGGGUGGAGCCCCAAAGUUGACAAGUUUUUAAAAUAAAUAUAUUUUUCCCUAACUGUAACGGAAAUUAAGAAGAAAUUCUGCGACGAUUAUUUACAAAUAAGUAACUGAUUUUUUGGUAUAGGUUUGACUUAAGGGUAAUUGUACUAUUUUUAAUUACAGGGUGUUACAUUUUAAAAAACACCUUUUUAUACCAUCUGAACCGUUUAUGUUAGAGUAAAAAGACUUUCAGUGAUUACCCAUGUACUGGUGCUAUUUACAAAUUUGUAUAACGCAUCCCCAUUUUUUCCCCGGAACCACCCCAAAAAAAGAAGAAUUAAUAAAUAAAGUGAUUUUCUUGGAAUCCUUCACACACAAUGCCCUUUAUUAAUAUGCUUCAUAUAUCCUUUUGUGCACGUUAUUAUUACCGAUGCAUAGACACCAAAAGCGAUUUCCUAGUGCAACCCCUGUAGCCAAAAAAAAAAUAAAUAAAAUGGGGGGUUGAAAUUUUUUUUGGUUUUUGCUUUUUGAUCCAUAUGGGCAUAUGCUUCAUCAAUAGUGCUUUUCAAAAAUAGAUUUGGUUAUUGCAACAUCCCUGCGGAAACCACCCCUAUCCUUGAAAAUAUACUGCAGAAACUACCCCUAUCCCUUGGCGAGCAUGUUUUUACGAUUUUCUCAUUACCUAUGCAUUCUUUUUAAACAAAACUUAUACAAGGUUAAAAUUAGGUCCUAUUCAUUUUUUUCGUAUAAGCAACCGUUACUGCGCAGUGGCGCCGUAAACCUCAUAUAUGCUUUGGCGGGCUCCAGUUUUUGUUUUUUUUUUCGUCACCUGUUCGUUGUAUUAAUAAAGUACUUAUGUAAAAUAAAACAACACAGUGUAACCUACAAAUUAUGACCUAUGCACAUUUUACAUUUUUUGCGCCCCAAAGCCACAGUGGUGGCCCAAAAUCAAUUUUUGCAUAUUUUCGCCACCUACACGCAUUUUAUUGCAUUAAUGCUACCUUAAUAGCACAAUAUUCACCCUUAAGUGGUCGUUAAGCAGUGGCGGAUCCAGGGAGGGGUGAUCGGGGCGAUCACCCCCCCCCCCCUCUCUCAAACCAAGUGAUAUUCUAUUUAAGGAUUAUAAAACUAUUCAUUUAUUUUUAUAGAAAUACUUAUAUUAUUAUUUUUAAAAGAAUGGCGUACUUUUUAUGCUUUUGCGACAGUGGCGGAACCAGCAUCGUUAAGAGGGGGGUGCCAAUUGGCUAAAUUUUUAUAAAAAUAAAUGAAUAUUUUUAUAAUCUUUAAAUAUAAUAUCACUUGGUUUAAGAGGGGGGGUGAUUGCCCCCAUCACCCCUC
Messenger RNA from Diabrotica virgifera virgifera (western corn rootworm), 6226 nucleotides. RefSeq lists its product as uncharacterized. The record is from RefSeq and is a predicted model, not a curated record. NCBI's taxonomy places the organism in Eukaryota, Metazoa, Arthropoda, Insecta, Coleoptera, Chrysomelidae. The transcript has 2 exons. The coding region runs from base 136 to 966 and encodes 276 amino acids.